Effrenium voratum is the source of this 1014-nucleotide messenger RNA. The record is from the annotation of a GenBank genome assembly. NCBI's taxonomy places the organism in Eukaryota, Dinophyceae, Suessiales, Symbiodiniaceae.
AUGAGGGCGAUACCUCGUGCGAACUGGGUUCAGAGUGAGACAGGUGCCCGCUGCGUGUGGCACAAGGCCUUUCAAACUGCCGGACGAAGUCCGCAAGGUUGGGCAGAUGGCCUUCACUCGCUCCGGUAUCCCUUUCCGACAGCAGCGUGUGUGGGGGAACGUGAUGGGUCAGAUCUCACCCAUCAUUUCCCUUUCCUCGCUAUCACCUUGGUGAGGGGGUUAGACCUAGUAAACAUAUUCCUUCACCCUCUUCAUUUAAGGCCGUUCAGGACAACACUUGGUUCAGAUUCAGACGCCACGUUGCACGCUGCCACAUGCAACAAGGUCCGGGCUCCACUUGCAACGAAGCUAUGCGGGAGGGGGCCUGCUGAAUUGUUGCCCACGUCCAGUGAAGUUGCCUUCCAAGAUUUACUCAAAACAUGUCGCAAAGACACCCAUUACUUGCCGGCCUUCUUCACCAGCGGUUCUGGGCUUGCCAUCUGCGGACUGCCUGCGUCAUGGCUGGGCUCAGGCUUGCUUCUCUCUGGCCCGUCACAUGUCAGCACUGCCUCGAUUUCAUCACAGUCACCUUCCAUCCUUUUGUUUGGCCAAUGGCAGUGGCAAAGGCAGUGGCAAUGGAAGUUGUGGCCUACAAUGUCUGUUGGAACAUGGCUUGUUUCUGGGCCAGCUGCCCGAUGGACCAAACUGCGACACGUCAGCUUGCUUGGACAAUCUCCCUGCAGCCGCAGCCAGAUGGUUUUGGACACGUGGCAUGCACUGGAUGGUUCAGAUGAUGCCGCGUUGAAUCCUGUUCUACAGCCUUCCUUCUUUGCUUGCGACAAGGCCUGGGAGCCUCUACUUGCAGCGCCUUGGGAGCCUGUUGAAUUGUCGCCAGAGUCCCAAAGCGCCUUCCGAGGCUUGCGGAGAGCACUUCUCAAAGCAGAGGCCUCCGUCCAAUCGUUCAGAGCCGACGUGGCUCGUUGCAGCAGCUUCGACCACUCUUGUUGCCGGAAUCCUGCUGAGGUUUGCGCGUAG